GUAGCGGUACCGGACAUGGGGCGGGGCCUGUCCCCCCUCUACCCCUCCCUCCCGGCUCCCAGAGAGCUUCCUAAAGCGAGCGAACCCAGUCUGCGCCUCUUGAAAUGGAGACGGUUACUUCUUCAGAUAUCUCUCCCGCUCUGGAACAUGAGCAUUCUCAAGUUGAUGCAUGGAAGGAAGCUUCUAACUAUCCCACCCUAUGCAGAGACCCCAGAAUCCAACAAUAGUGUGUAUACUUCCUUCAUGAAGUCUCAUCGCUGCUAUGACCUGAUUCCCACAAGCUCCAAAUUGGUUGUAUUUGAUACUUCCCUGCAGGUAAAGAAAGCUUUCUUUGCUUUGGUGACUAAUGGUGUAAGAGCUGCCCCUUUGUGGGACAGUAAGAAGCAAAGUUUUGUGGGCAUGCUGACAAUCACCGAUUUCAUCAAUAUCCUGCAUCGCUACUAUAAAUCAGCCUUGGUACAGAUCUAUGAGCUAGAAGAACACAAGAUAGAAACCUGGAGAGAGGUGUACCUACAGGACUCCUUCAAACCGCUUGUCUGCAUUUCUCCUAAUGCCAGCUUGUUUGAUGCUGUCUCUUCAUUAAUUCGAAACAAGAUCCACAGGCUGCCAGUUAUUGACCCAGAAUCAGGCAACACCUUGUACAUCCUCACCCACAAGCGUAUCCUCAAGUUCCUCAAAUUAUUUAUCACUGAAUUCCCCAAGCCAGAGUUCAUGUCGAAGUCUCUGGAAGAACUACAGAUUGGCACCUAUGCCAACAUUGCUAUGGUUCGCACCACUACCCCUGUCUAUGUGGCUCUGGGCAUCUUUGUACAACACCGAGUUUCAGCACUGCCAGUAGUAGAUGAAAAAGGGCGUGUGGUGGACAUCUACUCCAAGUUUGAUGUUAUCAAUCUGGCAGCAGAAAAGACCUACAACAACUUAGAUGUGUCUGUGACCAAAGCCCUCCAACAUCGAUCACAUUACUUUGAGGGUGUCCUCAAGUGCUACCUGCAUGAGACUCUGGAGACCAUCAUCAACAGGCUGGUGGAAGCAGAGGUUCACCGACUUGUAGUGGUAGAUGAGAAUGAUGUGGUCAAGGGGAUUGUGUCACUGUCUGACAUCCUGCAGGCCCUGGUGCUCACAGGAGGAGAGAAGCCCUGAGCUGGGGAAGGGGUCAGGCAGCAGCAGGGGAUAUACCCCACUCACUGCCUGCCUGAAGUUCUAGGAACCACAGAUGAAACCUUAAGAGAAUUGUAGCUCUGUUCCCUGCUUGGGAGCCCCCUAUUUGGGACUCGCUGGGAGCUGGGGAAGGUGUGGGGGGAGGAAGGAGAAUGGAUUUUUAGCUGUCCUUAUCCUCACACAUACAGCCUCGCCCAUCCUAGCCCCUGCCUUCCUACACAUAGCCCCCUUACUGGGUGAAUGAUGGGCUGUGUACCCUUCAAGCAAAUUCUGAUCUCUAAGAGAUCCCCAGACCUCACCCAGCCUUUGCCUCUACCUUUGCCCCUGACUCCACCCUGAGAUAAUAGCACAACAGAACACUUUCUAAAGGUAUUUUUAUUUGUCCUGUUUCAUGCUGUAUGGAGGAGGCUGAGUCCAUUUAGUGGGGAGGAUUGUGGGGAGGAGGGCCUUUGGGUUCCUGUGCUGUGUGCAUAUGAAGGGAGAUGGGGUUAGGUGGAGGAGGAGGGCAGAGUGAUUAGCUGAGGUUAUUGCUUUUCACGGCAAACGUAAUUAAAAUGACAGGAACCUCUUAA
This is a messenger RNA of Suricata suricatta (meerkat), 1730 nucleotides long. It is a transcript of the gene PRKAG1, whose product is annotated as protein kinase AMP-activated non-catalytic subunit gamma 1. Lineage: Eukaryota; Metazoa; Chordata; Mammalia; Carnivora; Herpestidae. The transcript is spliced from 12 exons. The record is from RefSeq and is a predicted model, not a curated record. Bases 16 to 1140 code for a protein of 374 amino acids.